Messenger RNA from Aspergillus ruber CBS 135680, 1482 nucleotides. RefSeq names its product cytochrome P450. The coding region runs from base 1 to 1482 and encodes 493 amino acids. The transcript has a single exon. The record is from RefSeq and is a predicted model, not a curated record. Lineage: Eukaryota; Fungi; Ascomycota; Eurotiomycetes; Eurotiales; Aspergillaceae. Gene Ontology annotation, molecular function: heme binding; monooxygenase activity; iron ion binding.
AUGUGCAAGCUUCUCUUCCUCAAGAACCGCCAGUCACUCCCGCCAGGCCCUAUGCCCAUGCCAAUAAUAGGAAAUAUCUAUGAAAUACUCAAGAAAUCACCUAUGGAAUGCUUCCAAAACUGGCACAAUGAAUACGGCCCAAUCAUUACUCUCCGCUAUGCUCAGCGUCUGGUUAUCAGCAUCGGAUCUUACGAAAUUGCUCGCGACUUAUUGGACAAGCGAGGUGCCAUCUACAGCUCAAGACCUCGACUUAUCAUGGCAUCAGAGCGUAUGACGAAUGGAAUGAAUCUAGCCAUCAUUCCUUACAACAAAAGAUGGCGGAUUCAUAAUCGAAUAACCACAUCGCUGCUAGACAUGGGCGCUAUCAAACGAUACAGGCCUUUAGAGGAUCGUGAAAGCAAACAAGUUCUUUUUGAACUCUUAUCAUCUGAUGACUUCUCUAAAAGCUUGGCUCGGUUUUCGGCCAGCUUGGUUCUUACACUGGGCUAUGGAAUGCAUCUAGAGCGAAAAGACUGCGACGAGCCAAGAGAGCUGGAAAGAAUUGAUGCGCGUCCCUUUGAGGCUUUGGGCAGCAUGUACUGCCUGCUAGUUGAACUGUUUCCUGUGCUCGAUCAUACCCCAAGAUUCAUGGCUCCAUGGAAGUGGCUUGCAGCUGAUGUAGAGCGUCAAACAACUGCAUUGCACAUGAAACACUUACAAACCGCCAAAUCAACCUUGAAAUGGAAUUGGGUCCUUGAAGCCAUGGGAUCAGAUUCCGGAAAGCAGCUGCCUGACAAAGAACUCGCUUAUAUGAUUGGAACGCUUGAGCAGGCCGGAUUUGAAGCAAUCCUCACUGUUACACGCUUACUCAUCAAGGCAAUUGUUUUACAUCCUAAAUGUAUGGAAUCAGCUCAGAACGAACUUGACCGAGUUGUUGGUUCUGAUCGACUCCCCUCUGCUGAAGACCGACCCCGUUUGCCUUAUGUCAAUGCCAUGAUUGAGGAAGCAAUGAGAUGGCAACCUCCCGCACCCUUCGCCUUACCGCAUGCCAACACGGAGGAUGAUGAAUACAUGGGAUACCACAUCCCAAAAGGCACUAUGAUAAUUCCAAAUAUAUGGGUUAUGGCGUUCAACCCCCAGGAAUUUCCCAAUCCGUAUCAAUACAAACCUGAACGAUGGCUGGAGGGUCCCAGUGUGCAGCACAAUUCCUUCGGGUUUGGCCGAAGGCUCUGCCCUGGGAGACAUUUGGGAUACAGUAGUGUUUUCCUUGUGGUUUCUCGACUUCUUUGGGCAUACAAUAUUUCUCAUGCGUACAGGGAUGGAAAAAAGAUUGAGGUCGACCCGUGGGACCUAAAAUUCACGUUUGCAGCAGUCUCUGGACCGUUUGAAGCCUCUUUUCAGGUGAGAAGCCCAAAACACCAGGAAAUUAUUGAGAAGGAGUGGGCGGCGGCGAAAGAUAUUGAUAGUAUCCUGGAUGAAAUAAAACCCGAAACAUGUACUUAG